Homo sapiens (human) is the source of this 3537-nucleotide messenger RNA. RefSeq lists its product as uncharacterized. The record is from RefSeq and is marked validated. Lineage: Eukaryota; Metazoa; Chordata; Mammalia; Primates; Hominidae. Bases 1 to 3537 code for a protein of 1178 amino acids. The transcript has a single exon.
AUGAGCCGGGAGACUCGCCGUGGGGCCUUGCCCAGGCUGCGCCGGGGAGAGCAGGCGGCUAAGAUGCCGGGUCGCUGCGUGGGGCCCAGCAGGUCGGGGCGGGGGGUUCGGCGGCCGUGGGGGAAGAGACGGGGCGCAGGGACGUCCCGAGGCCGUGGAGCAAGGCGCCGGGCGAAGCCCUCGGAGUGGGAGACGCGCUGUGUGAGUGCAGAAAGGCCACAGGGCCGUCAGCGGCCAUGGGGGACGAGACAAGCGGCGGAGACAGCCGACGCCGCCGGGGCGAAUGAGGCUUUGGGAGCUCCUGGGACCCCAGGCUCCAUCGAGGCUGCAAGGGACCCUGGGGCUGUGUGGGUGAACGGGGCUGUGGGGGAGCCCGAGGUGGUGGGGCUUGCCGGGGCUGUGUGGGUGACCGGGUCUGGGGAGGAGGAGACCGAAGAUAGAAGUCCCCGGGGCUGCGAGAGAAAAGGUCGCCCGGGAUCUCUGGGCCAUGAGAGCAUUCUGCACCUGUGGCUGAAGGUGCAGGCUAUGAGGGCCGCCUCGGGAUGUGGGGAAGGAAGUAGAGUCGAGCUCCAUCCCGUGCCUGCAGGAGAGGGACCUGUCGAAAGGGGUGUUCCUGGCCGAGCUUCCUGGGUAGAGACAAGCCGCGGCGGUCUUACAGGGCCCUGGGUGAAGGAACAGGCAAGGGGGAUCCCUCGGGCCCCCUCAGGGCCCACAGCUCUGGGCUUAGGGGCAGCUUACGAGAGAGCCUUAGGCUUCUGUGGACAGGGACAGGCUGGGAGGGUGCCUCCUGCGAGUGUGCCUGGGGCUUUGGCGUCAAGUUCUGAAAUGGCCCCGCACCUGUGGAGGGGAGAAGCUGUGGGGGUUCCUGAGACUGGGGAGGAGAUAGGCUAUGGGUUUGUCUCAGGCCCUUGUGAAAAAGAACAGACUAUGGGCGAGCCUGGGACCGUGGGGUGGACUGGGGCUGUGGGAGCGCCCAGAGCCAUGGAGGGAGAGCUCGGCUGUGGCGGUGCUGCAGGUCUGUGGGGGAGAGGACAGUCCCCGCAGAUUCCUGGGGCUCUGACACAUGAAGCAGUCUGUGGGGCCACCCCUGGCGUAUGGGGGAGGGGACAGGCUGUGGGGGUGUCCGAUGCUGUGGAGGAGGAGCCUACUUCUGUGGGUGCCGCAGGUGUGUGUUACAGGAGACAGGCUGUGGAGGAGACAGACUCUGUGGGUAUGCCCGGCCCGUGGGGCACAGGAUACUCUGUUGGGGUGCCCUGUGCUGCUGAAGAGGAAACUAGAUGUGGAGGUGACCCAGGGUUCAGGGAAAGGGGACAGCCUGUGUGGGUGGAGACAGGCUCUGGGGGUGAUCCAGGGUCACGGGGAGCUGCGCAGACUGCAGAGUCAUCAUGUCCUGGGGAGCAGGCAGCAGGUUCUGGGGGUGCCCCAGGCCUGUGGGGGAUACAACAGGCUACAGGGGUACCCAGGGCCUUGGGGAAGGACACGGGCUGUGUGAGUGUCCCAGGGCUGUGGGGAGCGGGACAGAUGGUAAGGGUGCCCCAGGCUGUGGUGGUACCUGGAGCCCUGGGAGAAGAGCUGAGCCACAGCGGGGGCCUGGGCCUGUGGGACGGACAGCAAGCUCUUGGGGGGCCCCCAGCCGAGGCAGUGCCUGGGCUUGGAGAGGAGACCUGUAGUGGGAAUGUUCUGAGCCCGUGGGAAAGGAGGCAGGCUGUGGGGGAGCCAGAGAGUCUGGGGCCUCCAGCUUUAGGGGUCCCUGGGUCAGUGGAUCAGGAGGCUGGCUGUGGAGAUGUUGCAUGUCAGUGUGGGAGGAGGCAGGCUGUGGGGGUGUCUGAGACGGUGGGCAUACCCAGGGCAGCAGAUGUGCCCCGGCAGGGGUGUGCCGCAGCAGGGGUCCUCAUGGCAAUGGGUGUGCCCGGCUCUGGAAAGGUGCCUGCCAGAGUGCCUGCUGCUGUGUGGGCGUCUGGUCCUGUGUGUCAGGAAGGCAGCUCUAGAGACAUUUUGAACCUGUGGGAAAGGACUCGGGCUGCCAGAAUAUCUGUGGCUUCGGGGGGACCCGUGGCUCGGGAGGAGCUGUGGUCUGGCGGGGAGGAAUCCGUGGCUUCAGGGGGACCCGUGGCUCAGGAGGAGCUGUGGUCAGGCGGGGAGGAAUCCGUGGCUUCAGGGGGACACGUGGCUCGGGAGAAGCUGUGGUCUGGCGGGGAGGAUUGUGGUUCUGGGGCCUUCCCGGGCCCAUGGGGGAGGAGACAGACUAUUGGGGUUCCUGUGGUGCCUGAGGGGCCUGGGCUUGGGGGGGAGACUGACUCUGGGGGUAUCCCAAGACCCUGGGGACAGAGACAGAGGGUCAGGGCUCCUGUGGCCACCGAAGUCCUUCUGGCUCCUAGGGUGCCUGGUUCUGUGGAGCUGGAGCCUGGUGAUGGAGGCUUUUCAGGCUUGUCAGGGAGGCAGCAAACUGCAGGAAUGCCUGGCACUGUGGGGCUGUCUGCAGCUAGUGGGGUGCCCGUGGCUCCCAGGGUGCCUAGGCCUGUGCAAGAGGAAACUGGCUCAGAAUUGUGGGGUGAAAGAGAGACAGUGGGCGGACCUGCAGAUGCCAAGGGUCCCACAAGGAUGGAGGUGCCCACCUCGACCAGGAUGCCUGGGCCCAUGGCGGAGAAGACUGGCUCUGGGGGUGUCUCAGGUUUGUUGGGAGGCAGACAGACUACAGGAGUGUCCAUGGCUGUGGGGCUGCUGGGGUCUGUGGGGGAGGGGACCAUCUUUGAGCAUGUCUCUGGCCUGUCUGGAAGAAGGCAGACUGCUGGGAGGCCUGUGGCUGCUAGAGGUUCCAUGGCCGUGGGAGUGCCCACAGCUCCCGGGCUUCCAGGGCCAAUGGUAGGGGAUACGGGCUCUGGGGAUGACGGCUCAGGCAUAUGGGGAAGGAGACUGGCCACUGAGGGGCCCACAGCUGCCAGGGUUCCUGGACCUGUGGAGGGGGAGACAGGCUCUGAAGGUGUCUCAGGCCUGUGGAGAAGGAGACACGGUGGAGCCAUUCCCGAGGCCGGGAGGGUGCCUCUGCCUCUGGGGGUGCUUGCAGCUGUAGGAGCUCCCAUGGCAGGGCGUGCGCCUGCUGCGGUGUGGGUGACUGGGUCCUCAGGAGCAGAAGCGGACGUGGGUGUCUCAGGUCUGACCGUGCUGAGGAGACAGUCCACAGGGGGAGUGGGGGCUUCAGAGGAUGAGACAGGAGGUGGGAAUAUUUUGGGACUGGCCGGGGGCAGCCAGGCUGUGGGGACAUCUCACACCUGUGUGCCUGGGGCCAGGUUAUGGAGCUGUCCAAGGUCUUUGGGGGAAGAAACAGCCUAUGAGAAUGCUCUAGGCAUGUCAGGGACAAGAACAGCUGUGGGGGUACCCUCAGUUUCAAGGGAGGAAAUAGGCCUUGGCCAUUUCAGAGACCACCUACAGCCAAGUGGGAGGAGGCUGGCUGGAGGAGUGUCUGCAGUCAGAGUGAGAGGGAGCAAUUUGGGAGAGAGUUAUGUGGGGGAGGCUAGAUUGAGGGGGGCGUUCCAGUAG